Molecule: messenger RNA, 675 nt
Organism: Sclerotinia sclerotiorum 1980 UF-70
Lineage: Eukaryota; Fungi; Ascomycota; Leotiomycetes; Helotiales; Sclerotiniaceae
Exons: 3
Coding region: 1-675 (224 amino acids)
Biological process (GO): macroautophagy; retrograde transport, endosome to Golgi; intra-Golgi vesicle-mediated transport
Cellular component (GO): ER to Golgi transport vesicle membrane; late endosome membrane; SNARE complex
Molecular function (GO): SNAP receptor activity; SNARE binding
Source: RefSeq, a predicted model, not a curated record
AUGUCCAACCCUCUCGACACCGAUGCAGGCUCGGAGCUCUUUAGCAGUUACGAAGCAGAGCUCAAACUGGUUCAAGCCGAUUUAAACCAAAAGUUGGAUCAAAUCCCUGAUCUCACUGGAGAACCUCGUAAAGCUGCCAUUAGUCAAGCGGAAAGAGCGUUGGAAGAGGCAAAUGAGUUGCUGGAUCAAAUGCGACUCGAGAAACAAAAUAUCCCCUCAGCAACCCGUACCAAAGUCAACCAACGAUUUCGAAAUCAUGAAUCGGACGUGGAUGUAUCCAAGAGGAAAUUAAAAACUUUAGAGAGCGAUAGAUCUGCUCUAUUUGGUUCACGUUAUUCCGACAAUCCAAAUGAUGUUCAACUCGAACAAAGGCAACAACUUCUAUCGGGGACGGACAGAUUGGACCGAAGCUCACAGAGAUUGAAGGCUAGCCAGGCAUUGGCAAAUGAGACAGAGGCUAUUGGUGCUAGUACACUCGCAGAUUUACAUAGACAGAGAGAGACCAUUCAACAUACGCAUGAUACCUUGCUACAGAGCGAAGGAUUCGUCGAUAGGAGCGUUAAGACGUUGAGGGGGAUGUCUCGUAGGAUGGCUACCAAUCGGAUAAUCACCGUGGCCAUUAUUACAGUCUUGAUUCUUCUUAUUAUUGCUGUUAUUGUUAGCAAGUUCAGAUGA